This is a messenger RNA of Lodderomyces elongisporus, 336 nucleotides long. It is a transcript of the gene TIM13, whose product is annotated as protein translocase subunit. The record is from RefSeq and is a predicted model, not a curated record. The transcript has a single exon. Lineage: Eukaryota; Fungi; Ascomycota; Pichiomycetes; Serinales; Debaryomycetaceae. The coding region runs from base 1 to 336 and encodes 111 amino acids.
AUGGCAUUUUGGAAUAAAUCAACAACCUCAGAGGGUACGGACUCACUUGCACCAUCUUCUGCCACAGACUCUGCAGUUUCAGCACAAGCACAAAAAAUAAAGAGUGAUAUACAAGCACUGAUCAGCCAAGAACUCGCCGCAGCCAAUGCACAAGAGUUGGUAAGAACAAUCUCAGAGAAUUGUUUUGAGAAAUGCAUUACGCAACCAAAGGGAUUCCUUGAUGCAGAAGAAAAUGCAUGUAUUGAUCAAUGUAGAGAGAAAUAUAUGAGGUCUUGGAAUGUAGUGUCUCGCGCAUACAUCAAUAGGAUUCAAGAACAACAACUGUUUGCCAGAUAA